Periophthalmus magnuspinnatus is the source of this 1556-nucleotide messenger RNA. It is a transcript of the gene rnd2, whose product is annotated as Rho family GTPase 2. The record is from RefSeq and is a predicted model, not a curated record. Gene Ontology annotation, biological process: small GTPase-mediated signal transduction. The coding region runs from base 156 to 908 and encodes 250 amino acids. Gene Ontology annotation, molecular function: GTP binding; GTPase activity. Lineage: Eukaryota; Metazoa; Chordata; Actinopteri; Gobiiformes; Gobiidae. The transcript is spliced from 5 exons.
ACACGGUGAGGAGAGCAGAGAGGAGCAUACAGGAGCAGCGGAGGAGGACCGGCGCUCACCGGAGAAUCGGCUCUUUGUUACGCACAGCCCGUCAGCGCGCGCUCAGCCUGACGCAUGCAUCUCCGCGUGUCCUCACUCGGUUCGUCUCGUGUUGGAUGCUGGGUGCAGCUGGUCCCCGCGUCACGUCCCCGGGCGCCCCGGCCCCGCGCGCUCAGGAGCUGGACAUGGACAGUUUGAGCCGCUGUAAGAUCGUGGUCGUGGGGGACGCGCAGUGUGGGAAAACCGCGCUGCUGCACGUCUUUGCCAAGGACUGCUACCCAGAGACCUAUGUUCCCACUGUGUUUGAAAACUACACGGCCAGUUUUGAGAUCGACAAACACCGGAUUGAGCUCAACAUGUGGGACACGUCAGGCUCCUCCUACUAUGACAACGUGCGACCUUUGGCUUAUCCCGACUCAGACGCUGUUCUCAUCUGCUUCGACAUCAGCCGCCCGGAGACUCUGGACAGCGUCAUUAAAAAGUGGCAGGGCGAGACGCAGGAGUUUUGUCCCAACGCCAAAGUGGUGCUGGUCGGCUGCAAACUGGACAUGAGAACGGACGUCAACACUCUACGAGAACUGUCCAAGCAACGCCUCAUCCCCGUCACCCAUGAGCAGGGCAGCACAAUCGCUCGUCAGAUGGGGGCCGUGGCUUACGUGGAGUGCACAUCCAAAACCUCUGAGAACAGCGUACGGGACGUAUUUCACAUCACCACUCUGGCAUCCGUGCGACGACCACACAAAACGCAAAUGAAACGCAGUAGUUCCCGCAGGGGCCUGAAGAGGGCAUCCCAACUGCCCCUACCCCCUCUGCCCGACCAGGCCCCUGCUAUUCGCAAGGACCGUGCAAAAAGCUGCGUGCUAAUGUAGAACUGCUAAUGUCAGAACGACUGUAAAUACACCACGGGACACCACAGAGGAACAAAGUCUAUUUAUUGUUUCAUUCGUCAUAUUUUAUUUUUGCACUGCUAAGGAACGCUUUGGAGGAUUUUACGUGUUUUGCCUAUUUUCCGAGCUGUUUACAUAUUUGUGCUGUUAAAUCGGACUAACCUCUCGCAAAAUAUAAUAGAGGAAUUAUUUUCUUCAACUGGUUUAAGAAGAAGAGGAGGAGGAGGAGGUCACUAGACGAAGGAGGAAGCCAUUUUGGAUUGCCUUGUCUGUUUAAAGGACCAUUGACAAGAGCAGGACUUGGGUAUUUGCAGUAAAAGUUUAUAAGGGAUUUUAAAGGGACAUUGAUUGACAGCUCAGGUCAAACAGCUGGGAUGUUGAGGGAUGUUGUGGAGGUGUGUGUGUGUGUGUACGCUACCGCAAGUGCAUUUUAAGCAUUUAAGAUUCUACGGCAAAAUGCAGUUUAAAGUCUAAUACCAUCUUUACAAAUAUGUUUUGUCAGUCUGCCCCACGGACUGUUCCUGUUACAUCAAUAUGUUUCUUUGUGAAGAAAAAAGUGGUAAAAUGUUAGCACUAUUUUAUUGUACUUUCACUAAAAGUCUAAAAUAAAAAAGGACAUUGCUGCAUAGG